This is a messenger RNA of Pieris macdunnoughi, 768 nucleotides long. NCBI's taxonomy places the organism in Eukaryota, Metazoa, Arthropoda, Insecta, Lepidoptera, Pieridae. The record is from the annotation of a GenBank genome assembly.
AUGCUGAAAUAUUUCCUUACAUUUCUCCUUCUUUCAACAUCAAAUGUUUACGGAGAUGAUAUACAAACACGAAUCGUUGGGGGUCAAGAUGCAACAGAGGGUUUAGCGCCAUAUCAGGUAUCAAUGAGGGUUACAAAUUCACAAUUUAAGAACUUACAUUUCUGUGGUGGUGCCAUUAUUAACGAAAGGUGGAUUUUAACAGCUGCCCAUUGUAGGGUAGGCGUUGAUCCCCAAUACGUCACAGUUGUGGUUGGAACAAACCUGCUCUCUUCCGGAGGUGACUCAUACCCAGUUGAAUCUUUCGUUGGACAUGAAGACUUUGACACCAAAACAUUCUUUAACGAUAUUGCCCUGCUUAAGGUCUCGAAAGAUAUUCAAUUUAACGACAAGGUGCAGCCGAUCCAGAUGGCCACAAGCAAUACUCCUCCUGGUACUCAAUGUCUACUCACUGGAUGGGGAUUUACUGAUAGACAACGUACAAUUACGCCAGAUAAAUUGCAAAUGCUUAAGGCACCAACUAUUUCUAAGGAAAACUGUCAAAAGAGACUGAGAAGAGCACCAGGAUUUGUUAUCACUGAGAAGCAUAUUUGUACUUUGUUGAAACGCGGCAAGGGUAGUUGCCAGGGUGAUUCUGGUGGUCCUUUGGUUAAUGACCAAAAGUUAGUUGGUGUAACUUCCCGUGGUAUACCAUGUGCCCGCGGCUACCCGGACACUUUCACAAAUGUCGCCGCCUACCAAGAGUGGAUUAAAAGCAAAAUGGGAAAAUAA